Molecule: messenger RNA, 759 nt
Organism: Dracunculus medinensis (Guinea worm)
Lineage: Eukaryota; Metazoa; Nematoda; Chromadorea; Rhabditida; Dracunculidae
Source: the annotation of a GenBank genome assembly
AUGGAGCUGGCUUAUAUUUUUCCAUUUUCGUUGAUUGCGUUAGUUUUUUUUAUAUGGAAACUGUAUCGAUCAGGAUUUUUCGAUAAUAUUGAAGUUUCAAUCGUUGAAGAUCCUCCCUUUAUUUCAAAGUCUCUUACUGUUUAUUAUAAAUAUUGCAUUGGUCGUUACAAACGUGGAAGUGGUGUAUUAGUGGAAGUUGCUCGUUUGAUGCCUGGAGAAGCAACAACAUUCGGAAUUUAUUAUGAUGAUCCAGAAGAGACCAGGGAAGAACUAUUACAGUCGGCAGUUGGAGUAGUAUUUUGUGAGGAUGAUAGAAAUCUUUAUGAGGAUAAAUAUGGUGUACAAUUGACCAAUUGUGGUUACGACAAAUUGGUUAUACAACCAGUGCAACGAGCCGUUGUCGCACGACAAAGAUUUAAUGGAAUUUUUUCGACGUUUUCUCUCGAAAAUUUUUUAUAUCCAAAAUUGAAAACUUUUGUGAAGAUCCAUAAAUUGGAAAUAAAUUUGUUUGUUGAAUUCUAUAGUAAUGGAAAUGUUUAUGUGGUACUUCCACUCGAUCACCAAAAUGAAUUCUUUGUUCCGCAGUUGAUGACUAUGGAUGAACUAGAAACGAAAUUAGCUCGACGCAAGUGGGAUAGUGAUGUAGAAAGUGAUAGCCGAAGUGAUACAGAGCCUGAAGAAGAUCCAGGUAGUGAAGAAGAAGUGCGAAUUGCAAGUAGCAAUGUAAUUGAAUCGCAAGAUGACAAAAAAGUGCUUUAA